CAGCUCCCGCGGGGCUGCGGUGACGGUGACGGCUGCGGCGGGACGCCGAGCGGGGAGGGGACUAGAAGAAGGGAGCGGAGGAGGGAGGAGGAGGAGCAAAGGUGUUGGAGAGAAAACUUCUGAAGGAACAGGAAACCUGCCGAGGAGGCGUCUGCUGCAGCUUCUCGGGGCGUCGGGGCUGCGCACGUCGUGGGGUGUCCACAGGGCGCCUUCGCUCCUGCCCGGAUCCUGCGGUGCGGAAGCAGGCUGAACCCCUACUCUCGGUCGCCGGGACUGUGCCCUGCGCCGCUGCAGCGGUCCUGCGCUCCAUUCUGCCUCUGCCGCUGCAGCUCCUUUGGAGAGAGCCGCGAGGGCGCAGGGAAGAGGAGGGAGGUUCACUUUGGAACAUGAAGCAGCAUGUCUGAUAAAAUGUCCAGCUUCCUCUACAUAGGGGACAUCGUGUCCCUGUACGCGGAGGGCUCUGUCAACGGCUUCAUCAGCACCCUGGGGUUAGUGGAUGACAGAUGUGUGGUGCACCCAGAGGCAGGGGACCUUGCUAACCCACCCAAGAAGUUCAGAGACUGCCUUUUCAAGGUGUGCCCUAUGAAUCGAUAUUCUGCCCAGAAGCAGUAUUGGAAAGCCAAGCAAGCCAAACAGGGGAACCACACAGAGGCCGCCUUGCUGAAGAAACUACAGCAUGCUGCAGAACUGGAACAAAAACAAAAUGAAUCAGAGAAUAAGAAACUGUUGGGAGAAAUUGUGAAAUACAGUAAUGUUAUACAACUACUGCAUAUAAAAAGCAACAAAUAUUUGACUGUCAACAAGAGAUUACCAGCUUUACUGGAGAAGAAUGCCAUGCGUGUGUCCUUGGAUGCUGCAGGAAAUGAAGGGUCUUGGUUUUAUAUUCAUCCCUUCUGGAAGCUGAGAAGUGAGGGUGACAAUAUUGUCGUAGGAGAUAAAGUUGUUUUGAUGCCUGUGAACGCAGGACAGCCACUGCAUGCCAGCAACAUAGAGCUUCUCGAUAACCCAGGCUGUAAGGAGGUGAAUGCUGUUAAUUGUAACACAAGCUGGAAAAUCACUUUAUUCAUGAAAUUUAGUUCCUAUCGAGAGGAUGUGUUAAAAGGAGGUGAUGUUGUUAGACUGUUUCAUGCAGAGCAAGAGAAGUUUCUGACUUGUGAUGAAUAUGAGAAGAAACAGCACAUUUUCCUUCGUACCACCUUGCGUCAGUCAGCGACUUCUGCUACUAGUUCUAAAGCACUCUGGGAAAUAGAGGUGGUUCACCAUGACCCAUGCCGUGGAGGUGCAGGCCAGUGGAACAGCUUGUUCAGAUUUAAACAUCUUGCAACUGGGAACUAUUUAGCUGCAGAGCUUAAUCCUGAUUAUCGAGAUGCCCAAAAUGAAGGAAAAAAUGUGAGAGAUGGAGACCUUCCAACUUCAAAGAAAAAACGCCAGUCAGGAGAGAAGAUCAUGUACACUUUGGUCUCAGUCCCACAUGGAAACGACAUUGCAUCUCUUUUUGAACUGGAUGCCACAACUCUUCAGAGAGCUGACUGCUUGGUUCCGAGGAACUCAUAUGUUCGAUUAAGACAUUUAUGCACCAACACAUGGGUAACCAGUACUAGUAUUCCUAUAGACACAGAUGAAGAACGACCUGUUAUGUUGAAGAUUGGAACCUGCCAAACAAAAGAGGAUAAAGAAGCAUUUGCCAUUGUGUCUGUCCCACUGUCUGAGGUCCGAGACUUAGACUUUGCUAAUGAUGCAAACAAAGUGCUAGCAACCACGGUUAAAAAGCUGGAAAAUGGCACCAUAACUCAGAAUGAAAGGAGGUUUGUGACCAAAUUAUUGGAAGACCUCAUCUUUUUUGUUGCUGAUGUGCCUAAUAAUGGACAAGAAGUUCUGGAUGUGGUUAUCACCAAGCCGAACCGAGAACGUCAGAAACUAAUGAGGGAACAAAACAUAUUGGCACAGGUAUUUGGGAUUCUUAAAGCACCCUUUAAAGAGAAAGCAGGAGAAGGCCCUAUGUUGAGGCUCGAAGACCUUGGGGACCAAAGAUAUGCUCCCUACAAGUACAUGCUGCGGCUCUGUUACCGCGUCCUCAGGCAUUCGCAGCAGGACUACCGGAAAAAUCAGGAGUAUAUUGCUAAGAAUUUCUGUGUCAUGCAGUCCCAGAUUGGCUAUGAUAUUUUGGCAGAAGAUACUAUCACAGCUUUGUUGCACAACAACAGAAAACUACUAGAGAAACAUAUCACAGCAAAAGAAAUAGAAACAUUUGUCAGCUUACUCAGGAGGAACCGGGAGCCAAGGUUUUUGGAUUAUCUGUCAGAUCUGUGUGUGUCUAACACCACUGCCAUCCCUGUCACUCAAGAACUCAUCUGUAAAUUUAUGUUGAGUCCCGGCAAUGCGGACAUUCUCAUCCAAACUAAGCUGGUCUCCAUGCAAGUAGACAACCCCUUGGAGAGUUGCAUCCUACCAGAUGACCUGGAUGACGAGGAAGUCUGGCUGUACUGGAUUGACAGCAACAAGGAGCCUCAUGGCAAAGCUAUUCGGCACCUGGCUCAGGAGGCAAAGGAAGGCACCAAAGCUGACCUGGAGGUUCUCACCUACUACAGGUACCAGCUAAACCUCUUUGCGAGGAUGUGCUUGGAUCGCCAGUAUCUGGCCAUAAACCAGAUUUCUACACAGCUCUCUGUAGAUCUGAUCCUGCGGUGCGUGUCGGAUGAGAGCCUCCCGUUCGACCUCCGGGCAUCUUUUUGUCGCCUCAUGCUCCACAUGCACGUUGACCGAGACCCCCAGGAGUCUGUGGUGCCUGUUCGCUAUGCCAGGCUCUGGACGGAAAUCCCCACAAAGAUCACGAUUCACGAAUAUGAUUCUAUAACAGACUCUUCCAGAAAUGAUAUGAAGAGGAAAUUUGCACUAACGAUGGAAUUUGUAGAGGAAUACUUGAAAGAAGUUGUAAAUCAGCCCUUUCCUUUUGGGGAUAAAGAAAAAAACAAACUAACAUUUGAGGUGGUUCACCUGGCUCGGAAUCUUAUAUACUUUGGAUUUUAUAGUUUCAGUGAAUUAUUAAGGCUGACAAGAACACUUCUGGCCAUCCUAGAUAUUGUACAGGCCCCCAUGUCAUCGUAUUUUGAAAGAUUAAGCAAAUUUCAAGAUGGAGGGAACAACGUCAUGAGGACCAUCCACGGGGUGGGAGAGAUGAUGACCCAGAUGGUGCUCAGCAGAGGCUCCAUCUUUCCCGUGAGCGUGCCUGAUGUGCAGCCCAGCAUCCACCCCACUAAGCAGGUGAGCCCCACGGAGCAUGAGGACGUGACGGUGAUGGACACCAAGCUGAAGAUCAUCGAGAUUUUACAGUUUAUCCUGAGUGUCAGACUAGAUUAUAGGAUCUCAUAUAUGCUGUCGAUAUAUAAAAAGGAGUUUGGGGAGAACAAUGAAAAUGCUGAGACGUCUGCCAAUGGCUCUCCAGAUACCUUACUACCCUCAGCUAUUGUUCCUGAUAUAGAUGAAAUUGCAGCUCAGGCAGAAACUAUGUUUGCUGGAAGAAAGGAAAAAAAUCCGGUGCAACUUGAUGAUGAAGGAGGCAGGACGUUUUUACGGGUCCUCAUUCAUCUGAUCAUGCACGACUAUGCUCCUUUGCUGUCUGGAGCCCUGCAGCUACUCUUCAAGCACUUCAGCCAGAGAGCGGAAGUUUUACAGGCAUUUAAACAGGUGCAACUGCUGGUAUCCAAUCAAGAUGUAGAUAACUACAAGCAGAUCAAGGCAGAUCUGGACCAACUUCGACUGACUGUAGAAAAAUCUGAGUUAUGGGUGGAGAAGAGCGGCAGCUAUGAGAAUGGAGAGAUAGGUGAAAGUCAAGUCAAAGGUGGCGAAGAACCAAAUGAGGAAUCAAACAUUUUAAGUCCAGUGCAAGAUGGAACCAAGAAACCCCAGAUUGACAGCAAUAAGAGCAAUAACUACCGGAUUGUAAAGGAGAUUUUGAUUAGGUUAAGUAAACUCUGCGUACAGAAUAAAAAGUGUCGGAAUCAACAUCAACGAUUACUGAAAAACAUGGGGGCUCAUUCUGUGGUGUUAGAUCUUCUGCAGAUACCCUAUGAAAAGAAUGAUGAAAAGAUGAAUGAAGUAAUGAAUCUAGCCCAUAUCUUCCUGCAGAAUUUCUGCAGAGGAAAUCCACAGAAUCAAAUUCUUCUUCAUAAACAUCUGAAUUUGUUUUUAACUCCUGGUCUCCUUGAAGCAGAAACCAUGCGGCACAUCUUCAUGAACAAUUACCAUCUGUGUAAUGAAAUCAGCGAGAGGGUUGUGCAGCAUUUUGUGCACUGCAUUGAGACACAUGGCCGCCACGUGGAGUACCUGAGGUUUUUGCAAACAAUUGUGAAAGCAGAUGGUAAAUACGUGAAGAAAUGUCAGGAUAUGGUAAUGACAGAGUUGAUAAAUGGGGGUGAAGAUGUGCUGAUCUUUUACAAUGAUAGAGCAUCAUUUCCAAUCCUUCUCCACAUGAUGUGUUCAGAGAGAGACCGAGGGGAUGACAGUGGCCCCUUAGCCUACCACAUCACCCUUGUGGAGUUGCUGGCAGCAUGCACAGAGGGGAAGAAUGUCUACACUGAAAUCAAGUGUAAUUCCCUUCUGCCCUUGGAUGACAUAGUGAGGGUGGUGACCCACGAUGACUGCAUCCCGGAGGUUAAAAUUGCGUAUGUGAACUUUGUUAACCACUGUUAUGUUGACACUGAAGUGGAAAUGAAAGAAAUCUACACAAGUAACCACAUUUGGAAAUUAUUUGAGAACUUCUUGGUGGAUAUGGCAAGGGUCUGCAACAGCACCACAGACAGGAAGCACGCAGACGUCUUCCUGGAGAAGUGCAUCACGGAGUCAGUCAUGAGCAUCGUGAGUGGCUUCUUCAGCUCUCCUUUCUCAGACAACAGUACCAGCCUCCAGACACACCAGCCAGUUUUUAUUCAGCUGCUGCAGUCUGCCUUCAGAAUUUACAAUUGCACCUGGCCAAACCCCGCACAGAAAGCCUCAGUGGAAUCCUGUAUCAGGACUUUGGCAGAAGUGGCAAAAAAUCGUGGGAUUGCCAUUCCAGUGGAUUUGGACAGCCAAGUCAAUACUCUUUUCAUGAAGAGUCAUUCAAAUAUGGUGCAGAGAGCAGCCAUGGGUUGGAGACUCUCAGCUCGUUCUGGACCACGCUUUAAGGAAGCUCUUGGAGGGCCUGCUUGGGAUUAUAGAAAUAUUAUUGAAAAGUUACAGGAUGUUGUGGCCUCCUUAGAACAACAGUUCAGCCCAAUGACGCAGGCUGAAUUCUCAGUGUUGGUUGAUGUAUUGUACAGUCCAGAACUGCUGUUCCCUGAAGGAAGUGAUGCAAGAAUCAGAUGUGGCACGUUCAUGUCCAAGUUGAUUAAUCAUACAAAGAAACUAAUGGAGAAAGAAGAAAAACUCUGCAUUAAAAUUCUUCAGACAUUACGAGAAAUGCUAGAGAAAAGAGACAGCUUUGUGGAAGAGGGUAGCAUAUUAAGAAAAAUACUCCUGAAUCGAUACUUCAAAGGUGAUUAUGGAGUUGGUAUGAAUGGACACCUGACAGGAAACUACGCCAAAAUUGCACAAGUGGGAGGAAGCUUUUCUGGACAAGAUUCAGAUAAGACGGGGAUUUCAAUGUCUGAUAUCCAGUCUCUGCUGGAUAAAGAGGGUGCAUCGGAACUUGUCAUUGAUGUUAUAGUAAACACCAAAAACGACAGGAUUUUUUCAGAAGGCAUUUUACUUGGCAUUGCUUUGCUUGAAGGAGGAAAUUCACAAACACAGAGUUCCUUCUACAAGCAGUUGCAUGAACAAAAAAAGUCAGAAAAAUUCUUCAAAGUUCUCUAUGAUCGAAUGAAGGCGGCUCAGAAAGAGAUAAGAUCAACAGUGACAGUGAACACCAUUGAUCUAGGGAGCAAAAAGAGGGAUGAGGACAGUGAGUUGAUGACAUCCGGCCCACGAGUGAGAGUAAGAGAUUCAUCACUACAUUUAAAAGAGGGUAUGAAAGGGCAGUUAACAGAAGCUUCUUCGGCAACAUCUAAAGCAUAUUGUGUAUACAGAAGAGAAAUGGAUCCAGAAAUAGACAUUAUGUGCACAGGCUCAGAAGUGGGAAACGUGGAGGAAAAAUCUGCAGAGGAAGUAACAAUGAGUCCCGCAAUUGCCAUCAUGCAGCCAAUCCUGAGAUUUCUUCAGUUACUGUGUGAGAAUCACAACCGGGAGCUGCAGAACUUCUUGAGAAAUCAAAACAACAAGACAAAUUACAACCUUGUCUGUGAGACCCUCCAGUUUUUGGACUGCAUUUGUGGGAGUACAACAGGCGGCCUGGGCCUAUUGGGUCUCUACAUCAAUGAGAAGAAUGUAGCGCUGGUCAACCAGACCCUGGAGAGCUUGACUGAAUAUUGCCAGGGUCCGUGCCAUGAAAAUCAGACCUGCAUUGCUACUCAUGAAUCCAAUGGAAUUGAUAUCAUCAUUGCUUUGAUUCUGAAUGACAUAAAUCCUCUUGGUAAAUACCGAAUGGACCUGGUGCUCCAGCUAAAGAACAACGCCUCCAAGCUUUUGCUGGCCAUUAUGGAAAGCAGACAUGACAGCGAGAAUGCAGAGAGAAUUCUUUUCAACAUGAGACCCAGGGAACUGGUAGAUGUGAUGAAGAAUGCCUAUAACCAAGGAUUGGAAUGUGAUCAUGGGGAAGAUGAAGGCGGAGAUGAUGGUGUUUCCCCAAAGGAUGUUGGACACAAUAUCUAUAUUCUGGCCCAUCAGUUGGCCCGCCACAACAAACUGUUACAGCAGAUGCUCAAACCGGGAUCAGAUCCAGAUGAAGGAGAUGAAGCCUUAAAAUAUUAUGCCAACCACACCGCCCAGAUUGAGAUUGUUCGGCAUGACAGGACCAUGGAGCAAAUCGUUUUUCCUGUCCCCAAUAUUUGUGAGUUCCUCACUCGUGAAUCCAAGUGCCGUGUGUUCAAUACAACUGAGAGGGAUGAACAAGGAAGCAAAGUGAAUGACUUCUUCCAGCAAACAGAAGAUCUCUACAAUGAGAUGAAGUGGCAAAAGAAAAUCAGGAACAACCCUGCUCUGUUCUGGUUCUCGAGACAUAUCUCUCUCUGGGGGAGCAUUUCUUUCAACCUGGCCGUGUUCAUCAAUCUAGCAGUUGCUCUCUUCUACCCAUUUGGGGAUGAUGGAGAUGAAGGUACCCUCUCUCCAUUGUUCUCAGUCCUUCUGUGGAUAGCAGUUGCGAUCUGCACGUCUAUGCUGUUUUUCUUCUCCAAGCCUGUGGGUAUCCGGCCCUUUCUUGUGUCAGUCAUGCUCAGGUCAAUAUAUACUAUAGGUCUUGGCCCUACAUUAAUACUUCUCGGUGCAGCUAAUCUUUGUAAUAAAAUAGUAUUUCUGGUGAGUUUUGUGGGAAAUCGUGGCACGUUCACCCGAGGAUAUGGAGCAGUCAUCCUGGAUGUGGCCUUUCUCUAUCACGUGGCGUACGUCCUGGUCUGCAUGCUGGGCCUCUUUGUUCAUGAGUUCUUCUAUAGCUUCCUGCUUUUUGAUUUGGUAUACAGAGAAGAGACUCUGCUCAAUGUCAUAAAAAGUGUCACACGGAAUGGCCGCUCCAUUAUUCUAACCGCAGUCCUGGCUCUCAUCCUCGUCUACCUGUUUUCCAUUAUUGGGUUCCUUUUCCUGAAGGAUGACUUCACUAUGGAAGUGCAUAGGCUGAAAAACAGAACUCCAGUUACAGGUAAUUAUGGAGUUCCUACCAUGACUUUGCCUUCCAUGAUGGAAGCAUGUGAAAAGGAAAACUGUUCACCCACAAUACCAUCUUCAAAUACAGCUGACGAAGAGUAUGAAGAUGGCAUUGAAAGGACAUGUGACACUCUUCUUAUGUGCAUUGUCACUGUGCUGAACCAGGGCCUCAGAAACGGUGGUGGCGUGGGGGAUGUGCUCAGAAAGCCGUCCAAAGAUGAACCCUUGUUUGCUGCCCGAGUGGUUUAUGACCUUCUGUUCUUUUUCAUUGUCAUCAUUAUUGUUCUUAACUUGAUUUUUGGAGUUAUCAUUGAUACCUUUGCUGAUCUCAGAAGUGAAAAACAGAAGAAAGAAGAAAUUUUGAAAACAACCUGUUUCAUCUGUGGACUCGAGAGGGACAAGUUUGAUAAUAAGACUGUUUCAUUUGAGGAGCAUAUUAAAUCAGAACACAAUAUGUGGCAUUAUUUGUACUUCAUUGUCCUGGUGAAAGUUAAAGACCCAACAGAAUACACUGGACCUGAAAGUUACGUGGCUCAAAUGAUUGUGGAGAAGAACUUGGACUGGUUUCCUCGGAUGCGAGCCAUGUCCCUCGUUAGCAACGAAGGUGACAGUGAGCAAAAUGAGAUUCGGAACCUGCAGGAAAAGUUGGAAUCAACCAUGAGUCUGGUCAAACAGCUGUCAGGUCAGCUGGCGGAACUCAAGGAGCAGAUGACAGAACAAAGGAAGAAUAAGCAGAGGCUGGGCUUCCUCGGAUCAAACACACCCCAUGUGAAUCAUCACAUGCCACCACACUGAUACCAUGGGGGGAAGCCGUGACUAGCCUUUCAUCAGUGUCCUGCCUGCUCACUGAAUAAAGGACUGAGAUGGAGGGGAGUGAACAGUGCCUAUUGUUGAAAAGUUAAAAACAACCAAGUGCCAAGAUGUUGAGUGGUUUAGCUCCCAGAACAAUUUGUAACUGUGUUUUCAUGGCUGAGAAGACCCAAGCUCAAAAGCAGCAACUCGAAAGCACACAUCACACAUCCUCAAAGCAACAUGAACUUGGUCACAGGGGCUAGAGAGGGUAGGGAGAGGCAGAGUGGGAAGUAACACCGGGCAGUGAGAACCACCUUCUGAUAAAUUGAUGAGGCUCAGUUUUUCCUUCAGUGCUGACUCUAGCCUUCCUCAGGGCUGGUUGGAAUUUAUUUCUUCUAACUGUGGCACAUAGGUCAAUGAUACAGGAAGUCAUACUUUGGUGGCUAAUUGUACUAAAGAAAAUAGCUGAAAAGAUUAAAAAUGAGAAUUGGAAAGGAGCAUGGGGAUACUUCCAAACCGUAGCUGUCGCUGGGCAGUUUCUUUAUUACAUGAAACCCAGUGGAUGUGCAGCUCAGGAGCGUGUGCUUUGGAGCAGAUGCCCGCCUGCUGGCCACAUAGCUGGAUUCGAUUGCUUUCUCCAGGCUUCAGAUGGGCUCUGUCGAUGUGCAUCCCAAAAGGUGGCUUUCAUAUAACUUGUUAGGAACACAUUUUAAGUCAGAAUAGGCUAAGAUUGCAAAAGGCUUGGGGAAGAAAAGCCUGACAGCAAGCCCCAGGGAAGAAUUUUUUUUUAGAACAUAUGCAUAUACUAUUAAAAUAUACUGCUUUUAAUAAGUGAAAAUAUUUAAAGGUGAUAGGAAAUAGUGAAAAACUUCUGAUGGUGGCCUUGACUUUUAUAAACAUGGAGUGAAAGCAAUUUGAUUUGUGUUUGUUGUGCUCCAAGAACUGAGUGUUUCUGUUUAUCCUGUUCCUGCAGUUAGAGGGGAGAAUCCAAGAAAUUGAUUAAAUUCUCAAGAAAAUACAGCAUUUCAAUUGCAUGUUUAAAACUGUGAACAGUAAGGGCUUUUCAAAGUGUAUAAAGAUAAUAAUCUCUUCCCCAAAUUGUUUUUAUAUUAAAUCAUGCAAUCAGAGUUUGUUGAAGGAGAAAAUAACCUGGCAUGGUCAGAUUACUUUUAGAGACUAUACAUUUGGAACAUUAAAGCAAAGUACAGAUAAUGAAAAUAUUAGGAGAAUUGCUAUGUGGCAUGGCAUUGAAGGCUCCUGACUCUAGACUCUGAGAGAGGCUUUGCAAAUGGGCCCUCUGGCCUCUAGAGCCUUUAAACUUUUGAUUAUUACCACCAAGGUUGAAGAGCCAAAGAGAGGUUGCUAUGAUAUUUUUAAAGUUUUGAGAUUUUUUUCUCACAUAGUUUUAACUGUUGACUCCUAAAAAUCUCAAAGCAUGGUCUGUAUAGAACACAAAGGAAACCAGAACCAAUCUUUCUUCCACACACUGUUAAAACAUAGACUUGGAAUACAGCUGUUGGAGCCCAGAGGAACAAAUUUUUGAACCAAAUCAACUGGCACCACUUCCCACCCCCAGACCACCCCAAACUAAGCACUCCUCACUCUGAUAUGAUAGUAUUUUUCCUGGCCAGGAGCUAAAGGACCCUGACAUUCAUGACCAAAAGAUGCAAAGAAAUUGUGAUAUAUCAGUGUACAGAACAACCUUUGAACCUAGCGGGCAUUCACUAAAGGGAGAAGAAAUCCAGCUGUUAUUCAGUUAACCUGAAUUCUUUAUUCAAACUUAGUACCAGGGGCUGGGGUUGUGGCUCAGUGGUAGAGCAUUUGCCUAGCAUGUGUAAGGCACUGGGUUUGAGUCUCAGCACAACAUAUAAAUAAGAUAAAAUAAAGGUCCAUCAAUGAUUAAUUUUUUAAAAACACUAUAUAAUAUAUUUGUUUUUUUAAAAUGGCUUCAUCAAAAUUAGACUAAAAUAGUCAUUUGAAAAAUCCACCAUCAUUAUCAUUAUCAGUAUUUAGUAAAAAGUGUACUUUUAAAUCUGGAAUUGGGCAGAGUUUUGUGGGGAAGGAAAAGAAGAGGGCAAAGGCAAAUAUUGAACAUAUUCUAAUAUAGGAAGCUAUCUCUGCUUCAGCAUAAAAUAUUUCUGAUGUCUGAACUGAAAGUCAAGAGAAUCAAUUAAUUGGUACAGACGUGAGCAAUCUGUGUUUUAGAUGGCAAACUAUCUGGUCUUUCCUGACACGGCAAUUGUCCAUUCUAGAGUGAAAAAGCUAUUGGUCCCGUAACUACUAUUGGGAAAUGAGCGAACAUCUCCAGCAAUUGUGUGGGCAGCUCAUUGUUUCAUGGCAUAUUUUCUCUCAUGGGAAAAAAAACAAAGUGAGUACAGACUGUCAUUUCAUCCAGAUCUUAAAAUUUCUCAGUUGUAUUUUUAAUACCUAAAUGUUUUGGGGUUAUAAAGCAAAAUAAGAACAGCAAACCAAAAAGGCACUUUCCAGGACAUUAAAUUCAUGAACGAGAAAGAUAAUAAUAAAGAAAUGACAACUUGUAGGACUUUUUUGGUUAUGCAUACGUUUUUUAAUGCAGCUACAACAUUUGGUCAGGUGAGUAUCAUCAACAUGCUCAUAUAGUGAUAUUAAAAUAAAUGCAAUCAUCUUUGCUUUGAUUUUUAAUAUUUGGUAUUGAAAUCCAUAUGGGUUUAAAAGUCUCAGUUUCUGCUGAAUAACAUUUUUAAUUCCAAAAGGGUUUUGUUUCACUGUGUGCUACAUUCUGAGACUCAAGAGUAUGUCUUCUAAAUUAAAAUAUCUUUUUAGGGAUUAGAGAUGUUAUAUCAUCUAGGACUAUAAUAUUAAUAAAAUAAACUGUAUACAUGAAAAUAAUUUAUCAUAUUUUUCUGUCAUUAAAAAGUUCAACUUAGAGGUCUAACUAAAGAGAACUUAGUUUCUAGUAGAUUGUUAAUAGUCUCAGGAAGAGAAUUCAUUCAAGUCAGAAGUAAUUGUGUGCUUGUUCCCAUAUCUGCAGCUCAUGGCUCAGCGCUUUGGCUGUCCUUUUAGCUUCUAGCUAUCCUAUUAUAAGCAGUAGUGCAGUGUGGCCCACACCCUUUUUCCUCCAGGACUGAGAACAAGCAGGAAUCUCAGGAAUUGGUGAGGGAAAGCUAAAAUGGCAACUUCUGUUUCCCUGUAUACUAUUCAUAGGGAAAAGGAGGACUAACCUUAGAUAAUAGGAAGGAAAGGGCUUGCCCUCCAGGGACCUGGUAAAUUGGACAUAAGUAAGUAAACAUUGCAUACGCACAAUAAUGUAACAGAUUGUAGGCUCAAGAGAUAAGCCUUUAAACAUGAAGAGAACAGUGCUUGGUGGAAGAGCAACUGUAAGUUGGAAUAUUCCCUAGAGCUGCUUUAAAGCCACACUGAACAACACAUCAACAUAUUCUGAAAUAGAGACCCGUUCCACAAUGCUGAGACACCCGACAGGAUGCACUACAGAGGGAGCAGGCAUCUUAAACAGCCACAGAGGCCUGCGGGAGCCAGCAAGUCUCUACAGUGUGGGAAACCACUAAGUGAGCGCCAUAUUUAGGGAGUGGGGAGGCCGUGCGAAGCGCUCCAUCUUCAAAAUUUGACAACCAAUUCCAGUUUUUAGAAAAUGCCUCAGGCCUAUUGAAGCCUUCUAGUCACUCAUUUGCUGCUGUCUCUGAAUAAUUAUUGAUAAAGCUAUCGUGUUUAGUAAAAGAAAACACACAGUACCAGAAUCAAGCAGGGAGCUAAAAAAACACAUGUGAAAAUUGAGAAAUCUGAAAGCAAAUCUGGGUUGCCAUCUCUGAACUGGAAGGUUUCCACAGACUUGAAUAAUUUAUGAAAUUAUCAUGCCAGUACUUCUCAUAUCACCAAGUAGACUUUUUAUCCCCCUGCAGUAGAGGAUUACUAUAUUUGCCUAAAAAAAAAACAAAAAAAAAAACAUGAUUCUAAUAUAAUAUGUCAAG
Molecule: messenger RNA, 12464 nt
Organism: Ictidomys tridecemlineatus (thirteen-lined ground squirrel)
Lineage: Eukaryota; Metazoa; Chordata; Mammalia; Rodentia; Sciuridae
Gene: Itpr2
Product: inositol 1,4,5-trisphosphate receptor type 2
Biological process (GO): calcium ion transmembrane transport
Cellular component (GO): endoplasmic reticulum; membrane
Molecular function (GO): inositol 1,4,5 trisphosphate binding; inositol 1,4,5-trisphosphate-gated calcium channel activity
Source: RefSeq, a predicted model, not a curated record